CUUUAUUUUUCUCGCGCUCCGCUCUCCCGCCUGCUUCCCUCCGCCGUGCGCCCCCCUCCUUUUUGUAUUUGCAUCUCAAGUCCAAAAGGCAGAAAAUACACACGCGGCGGAGACACCGGCGGCCGUGGAGGCUCCGGGCCGCUCUCGGUGGCCGGUCGCCCCGUCGUGGGUCUGCCCGGGCCGGGGUGGCCGCAGCUGCCCGGGCGCGGGCCCGAGGGCGAGCCUUUGCAUCAUCUUAGGGAGAGAAACAAGGAAAAAAAAAAAGAGAGAGAGACAUUUUUCUCCGGCGCUCUCGGGCUCGCUCUUCUGUCUUUAUUUUAUUGUUUUGGACAUUUUUAGGCGCCUGGGCCUGGACGGCGCUUUCGGUCUCAUCGCUGGGUUUAAAGAAUUUCCCCCCCCGUCUUCAUCCCCUCUCUGCCACUAUGGAAUUCUAAUUUGAAUCAUGUUUGGAUUGAAGCCGCCUCUGUAUUACUUACCAGGCAUGAGCCAUGAGCCCAAGGCCCCUCCGCUAGGGAUGCUGUCCACCGCGGCCAGGACCACCGCCGCCGUCAGCCCCCUCACCCCCUCGCCGCUCGAUGGCGCCCUGGUGCCCAGCGGCAGCCCCGCCGCCAGCAGCGCGCUGUCGGCCCAGGCCGCGCCGUCUUCCAGCUUUGCCGCCGCGCUGCGCAAGCUCGCCAAACAGGCGGAGGAGCCCAGAGGUUCUUCACUGAGCAGCGAGUCGUCCCCCGUGUCCUCGCCAGCCACCAACCACAGCUCUCCCGCCAGCACGCCCAAGCGUGUGCCCAUGGGCCCCAUCAUCGUCCCCCCUGGGGGCCACAGUGUGCCCAGCACACCCCCCGUGGUGACCAUCGCCCCAACGAAGACGGUCAAUGGCGUCUGGAGGAGUGAGAACCGGCAGCAGGACGCCGCCUCUCGGGGCAGCAGCAGCGGUCGGGAGCGCCUCAUCGUGGAGCCCCCACUGCCCCAGGAGAAGGCGGGGGGCCCCGCCAUCCCCUCCCACCUGCUCAGCACCCCCUACCCUUUCGGCAUCUCCCCCAGCUCUGUGGUGCAGGACUCCCGCUUCCCACCGCUCAACCUGCAGCGGCCCGUGCACCACGUGGUGCCCCCCAGCACCGUGACCGAGGACUACCUGAGGGGCUUCCGGCCCUACCACACCACCGAGGACCUCCGCGUGUCCUCCCUGCCUCCCCUCGGCCUGGACGCCGCCGCCGCGGCCGCCGCCUACUACCACCCCAGCUACCUGGCCCCGCACCCCUUCCCCCACCCAGCCUUCAGGAUGGACGACUCCUACUGCCUCUCAGCCCUGCGGUCCCCCUUCUACCCCAUCCCCACGCCCGGCUCCCUGCCCCCCCUGCACCCGUCGGCCAUGCACCUCCACCUCUCCGGGGUCCGCUACCCCCCCGAGCUCUCCCACUCGUCCCUGGCGGCGCUGCACUCGGAGCGAAUGUCCAGCCUCAGCGCCGAGAGGCUACAGCUGGAUGAGGAGCUGAGGCGCGAGCGCGAGCGGGAAGCUGAGCGCGAGCGCGAGAAGGAGCGCGAGCGCGAGCGCGAGAAGGAGCUGGAGCGGGAGCGCGAGAAGGAGCGCGAGCUGGAGCGGCAGCGGGAGCAGCGGGCCCGCGAGAAGGAGCUGCUGGCGGCCAAGGCGCUGGAGCCGGCCUUCCUGCCCGCGGCCGAGCUGCACGGGCUGCGGAGCCACGCGGCCGAGGAGCGGGCCAAGCCCUCGGAGCAGCUGACGCCGACGCGCGCAGAGAAGCUGAAGGAGGCGGGUCUGCAGGCCCCGAAGCCUGUGCAGCACCCCUUGCACCCGACGCCCGCCCCCCACCACACGGUGCCCGGCCUCCUGUCCAACCACAGCAUCUUCUCGCUGCCGGGCAGCAGCGCGGCCACGGCCCUGCUCAUCCAGCGCACCAACGAGGAGGAGAAGUGGCUGGCGCGGCAGCGGCGGCUGCGCCAGGAGAAGGAAGACCGGCAGACCCAGGUGUCCGAGUUCCGGCAGCAAGUGCUGGAGCAGCACCUGGACAUGGGCCGCCCCCCGGCGCCCGCGGACACGGAGCACAGGCCCGACAGCGCCAGGCCAGGACCCAACCGUCCGGAGCCGGGCGGCCGAGACCCCCCGCAGCACUUUGGCGGGCCCCCGCCCCUCAUCUCGCCCAAGCCCCAGCACCACUCUGUGCCCACGGGCCUCUGGAACCCCGUGUCCCUGAUGGACAGCACUCUGGAGACGCGGCGGGCCCCCGAGAGCCACCCUCUGCACAGCCACCCCGCCCCGUUCGAGCCCAGCCGCCCGGCGGCCGUCCCGCUGGUGAAGGUGGAGCGGGUCUACUGCGCGGAGAAGGCGGAGGAGGGGCCCCGGAAGCGAGAGGCCGCCCCCCUGGACAAGUACCCGCCGCCCCCGCGGGACGCAGGAAGCCUGGAGCCGCAGGCCUACCCCCACGGGCCUGGGCCCUUCCUGGCCGAGCUCGAGAAGUCCACGCAGACCCUCCUGGGCCAGCAGCGGGCCGCCCUCCCCCAGCCGGCGCCCUUCGGCGAGCUCGCCGGGCCGCUGAAGCCGGGCUCGCCCUACCGGCCCACGGCCCCCCGCGGCCCCGACCCCGCCUACGUCUACGACGAGUUCCUGCAGCAGCGCCGGAAGCUGGUCAGCAAGCUGGACCUGGAGGAGCGCAGGCGGCGAGAAGCCCGGGAGAAAGGAUACUACUACGACCUGGACGACUCGUACGACGAGAGCGACGAAGAGGAGGUCAGGGCCCACCUCCGCUGCGUGGCCGAGCAGCCGCCGCUCAAGCUGGACACGUCCUCCGAGAAGCUAGAGUUUUUGCAACUUUUUGGCUUGACCACCCAACAGCAGAAGGAGGAGCUGCUGACCCAGAAGCGGAGGAAGCGGCGGCGGAUGCUGAGGGAGAGGAGCCCGUCGCCCCCGACAGUUCAGAGCAAGCGGCAGACGCCCUCGCCGAGACUGGCACUGUCCACGCGCUACAGCCCCGACGACAUGAACAACAGCCCCAACUUCGAGGAGAAGAAGAAGUUCCUGACCAUCUUCAACCUGACUCACGUCAGUGCCGAGAAGAGGAAAGACAAAGAGAAACUUGUUGAGAUGCUCCGUGCCAUGAAGCAGAAGGCACUGUCCGCGGCAGUGGCAGACCCACUCAGGAACUCUCCGAGGGACAGUCCUGUCAUCGCCCUGAGCGAACCAGCCACGCAGCCAGCCUCUCUGGAUCCAGACAAGCCUGCGGGUGUCCCUGCUACCCUGGCUGACGUGCCGAAGGCCACGGAGCCCGGAAGGCUGGAGCAGCUCCGGCCCCAGGAGCCAGCCCCUGCCGGCGGCGAGAAGGCCAGGCUGAGCGAGGCCCCCGGGGGCAAGAAGAGCGUGAGCAUGCUCCAUUACAUCCGGGGCCCCGCACCCAAGGACGUCCCCGUGCCGCUGUCCCACAGCAUCAACGGGAAGAGCAAGCCGUGGGAACCCUUCAUGGCCGAGGAGUUCGCACAUCAGUUCCAUGAGUCUGUGCUGCAGUCCACGCAGAAGGCGCUACAGAAGCAUAAAGGGAACGUGGCCGCGCUGGCUGCGGAGCAGAACCACAAAGUGGACACAGCCAUCCACUACCACAUUCCCGAGCUGCAGUCAUCCGGCCGGCUGGCCGCACCCCCGCACAACGGGCAGCAGGAGGCCCCCGCCGCGAGGAAGGGCCCCCUUCCGCAGGAGACAGACCAGGACUCGGAGGGGGACGACGACGAUGACAGGGAGCACGAUGAUGACGAGCCCCCCAGGCGCAAGUGGCAAGGGAUUGAGGCAAUUUUUGAAGCUUAUCAGGAACACCUAGAAGAGCAAAAUCUGGAACGGCAGGUGUUGCAGACGCAGUGCAGGCGGCUGGAGGCCCAGCACUACAGCCUCAGCCUCACGGCCGAGCAGCUCUCCCACAGCAUGGCGGAGCUGAGGAGCCAGAAGCAGAAGAUUGUUUCAGAGAGGGAGCGACUCCAGGCAGAACUGGAUCACUUAAGGAAGUGCCUUGUGUUGCCUGCAAUGCACUGGCCUAGAGGUUACUUUAAGGGCUACCCUAGGUGACGGUUUCCCUUGCGCUAGGCCGAACCUAUAGUAUAGAAAUAUUAUCUAUUUUAUUACCUUGAAUAUUUAAUAUUUUUCACUGGGAGGUUUGAAGCUUAAAACUUAAAAAAAAAAAAAAAAACAAAAAAAAAACGAGAACGUGCCAUGCAUGAAGCGAAGGACUCCAGGCUCCAGAAGGAGGGACUCGCCUUGACUUCGAUGCAACUGGACAACCUCGGUCAUUCAGCGAGCGCCGACGAGGACGCCCAUGGUUUUGUUUUUGGGUUUUGUUUUUGGUUUUUUGGUUUUUCUUUGGAAAGGUGGUUUUCUUCCUCCCCCACGCCAUUACGUUCUAAUCUGAAAGCAAAGGCUCUCUCGACCAACACUAAAGCUGUCUCCCGGAUGGCCCCUCGGCGCCCAAGACUGGAUCAAACCGACUGCGCCAGGUUUCUGGGGCGGCCCCGCCACCAGAGCCCAGUCCCCUUCCGCCGCGGCAUGGGAUCGGCUCGCUCCUCCCCGGGACGGAGACCGGCUUUGGCAGAAGGAAGCAGGGGUGGGGGUGCCUUCUUCUGGAAAAGGGCUGCUUUGUUACUUUCCUGCAAAAUUUCCUUCCAAGCAACUGGUCCUUGGAGCCCACAAAGCACCAGAACCGAAGCCUCGGGCCCACAGGCUUUUUCCCUGGAAAAGCCCUGAUCUAAAGCGCAUCACCCAACUGAAGGUACCUUUUCAUUACUGCGUUGGGGGGGGGGGGGGAGUGUACAGAGCCCUAUGUAUACGGAUGGCCACACCUGCCUGAUUGUCACUGGGUGCGGUGUUUUCAUACAAAACGUAAAUUUUGAGAGAAAAGUCAAAGGUGCUUCAGCCUUGUACUGUGUAUAUAUAUUAAAAAGAAAAAACAAA
Messenger RNA from Hyaena hyaena (striped hyena), 4936 nucleotides. RefSeq names its product Gse1 coiled-coil protein (gene GSE1). The transcript is spliced from 16 exons. Bases 443 to 4057 code for a protein of 1204 amino acids. The record is from RefSeq and is a predicted model, not a curated record. NCBI's taxonomy places the organism in Eukaryota, Metazoa, Chordata, Mammalia, Carnivora, Hyaenidae.